Molecule: messenger RNA, 324 nt
Organism: Ostertagia ostertagi
Lineage: Eukaryota; Metazoa; Nematoda; Chromadorea; Rhabditida; Trichostrongylidae
Source: the annotation of a GenBank genome assembly
AUGGAAGUGAAGUUUUUCGGGAAAGACGCCCCUGCUGGAGAAUGGGACAAUCCCAUACGUUGCCUUGGGAGUGACCCACGCGUCUUUGGUAUGAAAAAGUACGCAAAUUUUGGGUACCACUGUGGCCAGAAACCACGGACUGAGGCGGACGACAAGACCGUCACCCGCAAAACAAGUAGUGGCAACUCGGAACCGGGAUAUAACGGCAGAAGCAUGCCGAAACGUGGAAAAUUUUGGUCUCGUGGUCGACACGAAACACAUCUGGCGCGAGGAAACACGCGGGAGAGAAGCGUCGGUUGGGACGCAAGGACCGAGUCGUUUUAG